This is a messenger RNA of Xyrauchen texanus (razorback sucker), 2959 nucleotides long. RefSeq names its product high mobility group protein HMG-I/HMG-Y-like. NCBI's taxonomy places the organism in Eukaryota, Metazoa, Chordata, Actinopteri, Cypriniformes, Catostomidae. The record is from RefSeq and is a predicted model, not a curated record. The transcript has 5 exons. The coding region runs from base 335 to 682 and encodes 115 amino acids.
GCCAAUCGCUGUUUAACUCGAUAAGAAUAAGACGGCAGAUAUUCUCGAGCUCGCUCUAAUCACAUCUGUUCUGUAUAUCCGUUCACAACGGACAGUGUUCAUUUCUUUCUUUGACAUCCGUAGACGUCUUUUUGCGUUGGAUUUAGACUGCGCUUUAUUGGUUGACCGACGAUUGCGCUCGAAUUCAAUCAAGAGACAUUGUGCACGCGGAGGUGUGGCCACAGAAAACACAGCGCGCGCAUAAUAUUCUUCGCUCUUCUGUAUAAGUGCAUGUGAUGCCAAUAACGUUGAUCAUCUCGAAACAAAUCCACGUGUCAAAGUUUGGGUAGAUACGAUGGAAAGUGAACAAUCAGCUCUUGCAAAUGAAGAAGAAAUGGACAUGGGUGAAGACCUGAGCGACUUUGACAAGGGACAAAUUGUUAUGGCCGGACGGCUGGGUUUGAGCAUCUCUGAUACGGCAAGGCUUGUGGGGUGCUCGCGGUCAGCAGUGGAAGCAAGUGGAUUGCUAACUCCAGGAAAACAAAGAGUACGACCAAAGGGUAGCAGAAAUAACGGACCUUCCAAGAGAAAAGCAUCGGCUGGAGGAAAACCGAAGGGAAGGCCUAAGAAAGAGGAGAAGGAAAAACAGGCACCUCAGGACUCGUCUGAGGACGCUGAAGAUGAUGACGAGGAAGAACAGUAAUAGUAUCUUACCGGAGCACUACCUCACACAACCAAACAAACUGCCCGUCUGCUCUCCAACCUGUGAAUCGCAGGGAAUGUCAUUUCUCAAAAGGACAGUAAUAACUGUAUAGGAAAAUAUAUUCUGAAUAAAUACAUAAUGCAUUUUUUGUAAGUAGGUCAAAUAUAGAAACCAGACUCGACCUACAUGAGAAAAUGUUGAGUGUUUCUAGUUUUUAUUUUACUACACAUAUAUAUGUAUAUAUCUGUUAAACUAACAUGCUUUACUAAUGUUUUGUUUUGUCUUUUUAUCCAUGUUGUUGACUAGCUGUAAUUUAACACAUGUGCUGUCUUUACAUUUUUUUUUAAACUUAAUUUGGUCAUGACUGUUCUUUUACAAAUGGUUUGUAAAUCUAAUUUUUGAUCUUUUUGGGAACUCGUUUGUUUUUUUUUCUUCAAUUGACAGGUUUUGUACUUCUAUCUGGAAAUUAUUGACUGUAGGCCUCCUUGACCUGAGCUUAUGCACCUAUUUUCCGGGUUCAUUUGUAUUGGGAAUCAUAUGUCUGUCACAGUGACACUACAGAAAUUAAAUGGAAGUGUUGGUCAAUUUUUAAGCCAUUUUUGACACCGACUAGGGGUUACUGUUACAAAUGGCAGUGAAACUGAACUAUAAAUGCACUUUUUGGUGUUUUGUGCUAAAUGAGAUAUUCUUAAUAAUUCAUGUUUGGGAACUAGACAGAUCAGCCACAACAUUAAAACCACUGACCGGUGAAGUGAAUAACAUGUAUUAUCUUGUUACAAUGGCACCUGUCAAGGGGUGAUAUACACUCACCUAAAGGAUUAUUAGGAACACCUGUUCAAAUUCUCAUUAAUACAAUUAUCUAAUCAACCAAUCACAUGGCAGUUGCUUCAAUGCAUUUAGGGGUGUGGUCCUGGUCAAGACAAUCUCCUGAACUCCAAACUGAAUGUCAGAAUGGGAAAGAAAGGUGAUUUAAGCAAUUUUGAGCGUGGCAUGGUUGUUGGUGCCAGACGGGCCGGUCUGAGUAUUUCACAAUCUGCUCAGUUACUGGGAUUUUCACGCACAACCAUUUCUAGGGUUUACAAAGAAUGGUGUGAAAAGGGAAAAACAUCCAAUAUGCGGCAGUCCUGUGGGCGAAAAUGCCUUGUUGAUGCUAGAGGUCAGAGGAGAAUGGGGCGACUGAUUCAAGCUGAUAGAACAGCAACUAGAAAAAGAGGCUACAAUUUGCAAGAGCUCACCAAAAUUGGACAGUUGAAGACUGGAAAAAUGUUGCCUGGUCUGAUGAGUCUCGAUUUCUGUUGAGACAUUCAGAUGGUAGAGUCAGAAUUUGGCGUAAACAGAAUGAGAACAUGGAUCCAUCAUGCCUUGUUACCACUGUGCAGGCUGGUGGUGUAAUGGUGUGGGGGAUGUUUUCUUGGCACACUUUAGGCCCCUUAGUGCCAAUUGGGCAUCGUUUAAAUGCCACGGGCUACCUGAGCAUUGUUUCUGACCAUGUCCAUCCCUUUAUGGCCACCAUGUACCCAUCCUCUGAUGGCUACUUCCAGCAGGAUAAUGCACCAUGUCACAAAGCUCGAAUCAUUUCAAAUUGGUUUCUUGAACAUGACAAUGAGUUCACUGUACUAAAAUGGCCCCCACAGUCACCAGAUCUCAACCCAAUAGAGCAUCUUUGGGAUGUGGUGGAACGGGAGCUUCGUGCCCUGGAUGUGCAUCCCACAAAUCUCCAUCAACUGCAAGACGCUAUCCUAUCAAUAUGGGCCAACAUUUCUAAAGAAUGCUUUCAGCACCUUGUUGAAUCAAUGCCACGUAGAAUUAAGGCAGUUCUGAAGGCGAAAGGGGGUCAAACACAGUAUUAGUAUGGUGUUCCUAAUAAUCCUUUAGGUGAGUGUAUAUUAGGCAGCAAGUGAACAGUCAGUUCUUGAAUUUCAUGUAUUGGAAGCAGGAAAAAUGGGCAAGUGUAAGGAUCUGAGCGACUUUGACAAGGGCCAAUUUGUGAGGGCUAGACAACUGGGUCAGAGCAUUUCCAAAAUGGCAGGUCUUGUGGGGUGUUUUUGGUGUGCAGUGGUUGGUACCUACCAAUAGUGGUCCAAGGAAGUACAACUGGAGAACUGGCAACGGGGUCGUGGGUGCCUAAGGCUCACUAACUACGUUUCCAUCCAAAGACUGGUGGUUUUUUUUGCAAAAUAAAGCUGAUGGAAAUGCAUAUUAUUGCUAUAAUUUCACAAGCGUCGACAUAAUAUUUUUCAUAUGAACUCUGUGCAUAAACUCUGUCGAUACUUCAAA